This is a messenger RNA of Silurus meridionalis, 2614 nucleotides long. Its product is annotated as protocadherin gamma-A11-like. The record is from RefSeq and is a predicted model, not a curated record. Lineage: Eukaryota; Metazoa; Chordata; Actinopteri; Siluriformes; Siluridae. Gene Ontology annotation, molecular function: calcium ion binding. The transcript has a single exon. Gene Ontology annotation, biological process: homophilic cell-cell adhesion. The coding region runs from base 161 to 2599 and encodes 812 amino acids. Gene Ontology annotation, cellular component: plasma membrane.
GCCAGGGUGUGCAAAUGCUUCACUUUAGAUCCUCCUCUGCAUUUCGAAUGCAUGCAGAUACAAUCUUUUAGUCUGGGAUUGAAGUGUGCAAGUACAGAUGCAUUUAUUUUAUUGAGAAUGCGAUUACAUACUUUAUGUUUCUGAUUUAGGGCAGUUUUAGAUGGCUGAUCUUUGUUGUUUUGAUGCCCAGAUAAGAGACUAUACUGUCCGCUUUUCGACGAUGCACCUGGUUGGAUUGGCCUUUGUCAUUGCCAUUGCGCAUGGACAGGUCCGUUAUUCUAUUCCCGAGGAGAUGAACAAGGGAGCAGUGGUGGGAAAUAUCGUUCAGGAUCUCGGGUUGGAUGUAAAGAGACUGAAAUCUGGAAGAGCUCGGAUCUUUACGGAGGACAGUCGUGAGUACAUCGGUCUGAAUGUGGACAAAGGCACUCUGAUAGUGAGAGAGAGGAUAGAUAGAGAGGAGCUGUGCGCUCAAGUGUCUCCAUGCUCUCUACAUUUUCAGAUCAUUUUAGAUAACCCCAUGGAGUUACAUAGGAUUGACGUAGAAAUUAUAGACAUAAAUGAUAAUGCACCUACUUUUAACAGGAAAGAAAUAAUUAUUGAAAUUCCGGAAUAUGCUGCCAUCGAGUCCCUUUUUUCUUUAGACAGUGCGCAUGAUCCCGAUAUUGGACUGAACACACUGCAGAGAUACACCCUUAAUCCAUCGGACCAUUUCUAUAUGAAAGAAUCAUCUCGGAGUGAUGGCACCAAAUAUGUGGAGAUGGUUUUAAAAACAGCUUUAGACAGAGAGGUUCAGGAAGAUCAUGAAUUAAUUUUAACAGCAUUUGAUGGUGGAAAUCCUCAGAAAUCUGGAACAGUUAAGAUAACUGUCACUGUUCUUGAUGCAAAUGAUAAUUCUCCUGUGUUUAGUCAGCCAAUAUACCGAGUGUCUUUGUCAGAAAAUUCUCCAAUAGACACUGUGGUAGUGACAGUCAGUGCUACUGACAGGGACAAAGGAUCGAAUGGCGAGGUCACAUAUUCAUUUUCACAAAGCACCGGAAAAGAAGCCGUGGAUUUGUUUGCAAUUAAUUCGGAUACUGGAGAAAUAAAAGUGAAAUCUUCUUUUGAUUUUGAAAAGUCUAAGCAACAUGAGUUAGAGUUAAAGGCGAUGGAUAAGGGUGGGCUAACAAGUACCAGUAAAAUGCUUGUUGAAAUUACAGAUAUCAAUGACAAUUCUCCUGUUAUCAGUGUCAUUUCAUUUUCCAACCAGAUUCCUGAAGACUCUGUCAAAGACACAGUUAUAGCGAUGCUGAAUAUUAAAGACGCAGACUCCGGGGAGAACGGACAAAUAAAAUGUACAGUAAAUUCAGAUCUGCCAUUUCGCAUCAAAGCUACAUCCUCUAAUUUCUAUAGUUUAGUCACAGACCGUAUUUUAGAUCGUGAAAUGUUUUCUGAAUUCAAUAUAACGAUCACAGCUACAGAUGAAGGAUCUCCAUCUUUAUCUACAAAUAAAACACUGAGGCUUAAAAUAUCGGAUGUGAACGACAACGCCCCUGUGUUCCAGCGUCACUCAUACACCGCUUAUGUGAUGGAAAAUAAUUCACCUGGAGUUUCUAUAUUUUCAGUAACAGCUACAGACAGAGACUCUGCUAAUAAUGCGCGCAUUUCUUAUUUUUUAGAUGAUAUUAAUGUCAACGGAGUUUCUGCUUCGUCUUAUAUUUCUGUUAACGCAGAGAGCGGGGAGAUUCUUGCUAUUCGAUCUUUUGAUUUCGAGCAAACAAAAGAGUUCAACAUUCGCGUAAAAGCGCAGGACGGAGGAAACCCGCCGCUCAGUAGCAACGUGAGUGUGAAAAUGAUUAUUCAGGACCAGAAUGACAACGCGCCUCAGAUUCUGUAUCCAGUACAAACUGGUGGCUCUGUGGUGGCUGAAAUGGUGCCUCGUUCAGCAGAUGUGGGAUAUCUGGUCACUAAAGUGGUGGCUGUGGAUGUGGACUCUGGACAGAAUGCCUGGCUCUCAUAUAAACUACACAAAGCGACAGACAGGGCGCUGUUUGAAGUGGGCUUACAGAAUGGAGAAAUCAGAACUGUGCGCCAAGUCACUGAUAAAGAUGCUGUGAAACAGAAGCUCACUGUUGUAGUGGAGGACAACGGACAGCCUUCUCGUUCAGCUACAGUCAAUGUUAACGUGGUGGUGGCGGACACUUUCCCUGAAGUGCUCUCCGAGUUCACUGACUUUACGCACGACAAGGAAUAUAACGAGAACCUGACUUUAUAUCUAGUCCUGGCCUUGGCUGUAGUUUCAUUUCUCUUCAUCGUGUCCAUCAUAGCUAUAGUGUCAGUGAAAUGCUACAGAUGGAGACGUGAGCGGAUGUUUUAUAAAUCCGGUGCCAAUCUGCCCGUUAUUCCGUAUUAUCCACCUCUUUACGCAGAUGUAGGAGGAACAGGAACUUUACAGCAUUUGUACAAUUAUGACGCUUACAGAACAACUGACUCUAGAAAAAGUGAUCUGAAAUACACCAGACCUCCUACUGAGAGCAUCAUUAGUCUGGACAGCGGAACUCACACUUUAACGAAUGCAAAGAGGGUUAAAUCUUGUGACGAUUACGAUCAGGUGAGCGUUUAACUGUGUCUGUCUUUC